Molecule: messenger RNA, 3314 nt
Organism: Thunnus maccoyii (southern bluefin tuna)
Lineage: Eukaryota; Metazoa; Chordata; Actinopteri; Scombriformes; Scombridae
Gene: copb1
Product: COPI coat complex subunit beta 1
Exons: 22
Coding region: 217-3078 (953 amino acids)
Biological process (GO): intra-Golgi vesicle-mediated transport; intracellular protein transport; endoplasmic reticulum to Golgi vesicle-mediated transport
Cellular component (GO): COPI vesicle coat; cytoplasm
Molecular function (GO): structural molecule activity
Source: RefSeq, a predicted model, not a curated record
GAUGUGGCUCAGAAAGUAAUCUUCCACGUCACAAGGAAGUAGUGCGGAGCCGAAGAGACAGCCCGUCAGUGGGAGCUUCUGAGGAUUUUUACAGAUGUAAAUAUCAAAACUGGAUAACGAAGGCCGCUUCGGAGGAUAAUAGACGUGAAAUUAGGUAUUAUCCAGUCAGUGACAUUAAUUGGGAUUCUUCAAGACAAGUACAAGCCCAGCAGCAAAAUGACAGCUGCAGAGAAUGUUUGUUACACUCUGAUCAAUGUUCCAUCUGAUUCAGAGCCCCCGUCUGAAGUCAGCCUAAAAACUGAUCUAGAAAAGGGGGAGAUCAAGGCAAAGACUGAAGCCCUGAAGAAGGUCAUCAUCAUGAUACUGAAUGGUGAGAAGUUGCCAGGACUGCUGAUGACCAUAAUCCGCUUUGUGCUGCCACUUCAAGACCACACUAUCAAAAAACUGCUGCUGGUUUUCUGGGAGAUUGUCCCCAAGACAACUCCAGAUGGCAAGCUGCUUCAGGAGAUGAUCCUGGUCUGUGAUGCCUACAGAAAGGACCUGCAACAUCCCAACGAGUUCAUCCGUGGCUCCACUCUGCGUUUCCUGUGCAAGCUGAAGGAGUCGGAGUUGCUCGAGCCCCUCAUGCCAGCAAUCAGAGCCUGCCUGGAGCACCGACACAGUUAUGUGCGCCGUAAUGCUGUCCUGGCCAUUUACACCAUCUAUAGGAACUUCGAACAUCUCAUCCCAGACGCUCCAGAGUUGAUCCAUGAUUUUCUUGUGAACGAGAAGGAUGCCAGCUGUAAGAGAAAUGCUUUCAUGAUGCUGAUUCAUGCAGAUCAGGAUCGAGCACUGGAUUACCUCAGCACAUGUAUUGACCAAGUUCAUACUUUUGGCGACAUUCUCCAGCUGGUCAUUGUGGAGCUGAUUUACAAAGUGUGCCAUGCGAACCCCUCUGAGCGUGCCCGGUUUAUCCGUUGCAUCUACAACCUGCUGCAGUCGUCCAGCCCGGCUGUUAAGUAUGAGGCAGCUGGCACUCUUGUAACCCUCUCCAGUGCACCCACAGCUGUUAAGGCCGCUGCCCAGUGCUACAUUGAUUUGAUUAUCAAGGAGAGCGACAACAAUGUGAAGCUGAUUGUUCUCGAUCGCCUGAUUGAACUGAAGGAGCAUCCCACUCACGAGCGUGUCCUCCAGGACCUUGUGAUGGACAUCCUGCGUGUUCUCAGCACUCCUGACCUGGAAGUGAGAAAGAAGACCUUGCAGCUAGCGCUGGACCUUGUCUCAUCUCGCAAUGUAGAAGAGUUGGUGAUCGUUUUGAAGAAAGAGGUGAUCAAGACAAACAACGUAACAGAACAUGAAGACACUGAUAAGUACAGGCAGCUGUUGGUGCGCACUCUUCACUCUUGCAGCGUGCGCUUCCCUGACAUGGCGGCCAAUGUAAUUCCUGUGCUGAUGGAAUUCCUGAGUGACACUAAUGAGGCAGCUGCUGCCGAUGUGCUGGAGUUUGUGCGGGAAGCCAUUCAGAGAUUUGACAACUUGAGACCCCUAAUCAUCGAGAAGAUGCUGGAAGUCUUUCACGCCAUCAAAACUGUCAAAAUCUACAGAGGAGCGCUUUGGAUCUUGGGAGAAUACUGCAGCACCAAGGAAGAUAUCCAGAGUGUGAUGACAGAAGUCCGCAGGUCAUUGGGAGAGAUCCCGAUUGUAGAGAAUGAGAUAAAGAAAGAGACAGGAGAGGUGAAGCCAGAGGAUGAAGUGAGUGCAGCUCCAGCCCAGAAGCUCGUGACAGAGAUGGGCACCUAUGUGACACAGAGUGCCCUCAGCUCCUCCAGGCCUUCGAAGAAAGAGGAGGAUAGGCCUCCACUCAGAGGAUUCCUGAUGGACGGAGACUUCUAUGUGGCAGCUUCCCUGGCCACCACACUGACCAAAGUGGCCUUGCGCUAUGUUGCUAUUGUUCAAGACAAAAAGAAACAGAAUUCAUUUGUUGCAGAGGCCAUGCUGAUCAUGGUCACUGUGCUGCACCUGGGCAAGUCCUCUCUGCCCAAGAAGCCAAUUACAGAUGAUGAUGUGGACCGCAUCUCGCUUUGCCUCAAGGUCCUGUCAGAGUGCUCACCACUUAUGAAUGACAUUUUCAACAAGGAGUGUCGCAAAUCCCUGUCCCAUAUGCUGACUGUCAGACUGGAGGAAGAGAAGCUGUCACAGAAGAAAGAGUCCGAGAAGCGUAAUGUAACAGUGCAGGCAGACGACCCCAUCUCCUUCAUGCAGCUGACAGCCAAAAAUGAGAUGACUUCUAAGGAGGACCAGUUCCAGCUCAGUCUGCUGGCUGCUAUGGGCAACACUCAGAGGAAGGAGGCUGCUGAUCCCCUGGCUUCAAAACUCAACAAGGUGACCCAGCUGACAGGAUUCUCAGACCCAGUGUAUGCUGAAGCCUAUGUUCAUGUCAACCAAUACGAUAUUGUGUUGGAUGUGCUGGUGGUCAACCAAACCAGUGAUACUCUCCAGAAUUGCACCCUUGAGCUCGCUACUUUAGGUGAUCUCAAGUUGGUUGAGAAGCCUUCACCUCUAACUCUGGCUCCUCAUGAUUUCGCUAACAUCAAGGCCAACGUCAAAGUGGCCUCUACUGAAAAUGGCAUUAUAUUUGGCAACAUCGUCUAUGAUGUGUCGGGAGCUGCAAGCGACAGGAACUGUGUUGUCCUCAGCGACAUCCACAUUGACAUCAUGGACUACAUCCAGCCAGCCUCCUGCACAGAUGCAGAAUUCAGACAGAUGUGGGCUGAGUUCGAAUGGGAAAACAAGGUGACGGUAAACACCAACAUCACUGAUCUGAACGAGUAUCUCCAGCAUAUCCUCAGGUCCACGAACAUGAAGUGCCUGACUCCUGAGAAGGCACUGUCUGGCUUCUGCGGUUUCAUGGCUGCCAACCUUUAUGCUCGUUCUAUCUUUGGAGAAGAUGCCCUGGCUAAUGUCAGCAUUGAGAAACCCAUCCACCUGGGGCCUGACGCACCUGUCAACGGACACAUACGCAUUAGAGCCAAAAGUCAGGGGAUGGCCUUGAGCCUGGGUGACAAGAUCAACCUCUCCCAAAAAAAGACAAAUAUCUGAAACAACUCUGAUCCAGAUGAUCCUUCUGACUUUGUAAAAGUCUUCUGCUGUUCUCUUGUAUCACCCAUAUUACACCCUUUUCAUCACAGCAAAUUAAGAACUCUAUACAGUCAUUUGCUUCUGUGCUGUUUUUUUUUUUUUUUUUUUUUUACAUCACCUCUGUCUGAUAACUACUUCUCAGUAAUGUUCUUUCUCUGUCCUGUUUAAUUUUCAAUAAACAUAUGUAUUAAAAGAAA